AUGUUUCCCUCGAAGAAAAACUAUGCAGGCUGGAACGUCAGUUUCCUGGCGGUCUGCCUUUCGAUCCUGCUGCUCCUGAAUCCCGUGGAUGCCCGGUGGACUCGAAGACCGAGACGCACUACCACGCCAAGGAGCACCACCACCGCGAGCUCUGUGCGCCCGGAUCGCCACCAGCACGUGCACCACUGGCCACCACUGGUGGCACCACCCGCCCAGUCGCAGCACCAACCACCGCCACAAGUGGCAGUGGUGCAGAAGCCCAUCCACUCGGAAACCAGUCCCCGGCUAAUUGAUAGUUUCGAUCAGAGAUCCCUCGACGGGCAGUACGAGUUCAGAUACCAACUGGACAACGGGAACACCCGGUACGAGCGCGCCUACUGGCUGCCGGUGGGCAAGGAGCUCGUCCUGGCGAAGAAGGGAUACUACUCGGUGCCGCUGCCCAACGACAAGUACUCGACGGUGUUCUAUACCGCCGACCACCAUGGCUACCAUGUGGACAGGCAGACAUUAUCUGGGGAGCAACCGCUGUUGCCGCGAAGCCUCGAAGUGCCCGGAGUGGAGACGCAAAUGGGAUUGGGAUUGGGAUUGGGAUCAGGAACGGGAUCGGGAACGGGGACUAAACGAAAUUCAAUAAGCGACCCGGAGCGUAACGAGCUGCAAGUGGAAGUGGAUGAGGAUGUGGACGCAAGUGGAGCUGGCACCGAGCUGGUUCCUAAUGCUGUAAGCCCAGUCGAAACCGAAACCGAACCAUCAACUUUGGCCAACGACAUUUUGGCAACUGAAGCACCAGCCGACAGCCACGACAACGACCACGAUGAUGAUGAUGAUGGUGAUGCUGCUGAUGACGAUGAUGAGGAGGACAAGGAUGUUGAUGAUGAUGAAGGCGCCUCAAACUGA
This is a messenger RNA of Drosophila ficusphila, 897 nucleotides long. RefSeq lists its product as uncharacterized. NCBI's taxonomy places the organism in Eukaryota, Metazoa, Arthropoda, Insecta, Diptera, Drosophilidae. Bases 1 to 897 code for a protein of 298 amino acids. The record is from RefSeq and is a predicted model, not a curated record. The transcript has 5 exons.